This is a messenger RNA of Trichoderma gamsii, 963 nucleotides long. RefSeq lists its product as hypothetical. The coding region runs from base 1 to 963 and encodes 320 amino acids. The transcript has 3 exons. The record is from RefSeq and is a predicted model, not a curated record. Lineage: Eukaryota; Fungi; Ascomycota; Sordariomycetes; Hypocreales; Hypocreaceae.
AUGCCUAUGAUAUUUUCAGAGCACAUGGAACAGUACGAUCUCGAAACUGUGUUUCCCCAACCUGGACCCUUUGCUAUCAUGCGCAGCGCAGACGUCGAAGACACCUGGUCUCACCGGGGCAAAGUCUGGCCCAGAGACAUUCUUCCCAGCUGCUUCAACAAACACUGUCGCGUCAUGCUCUUCUCCUACAACGACGGUCUUUCUGUUAACGACGAAGACACGCAAUUCACCAAGCAUGCCGACCGCCUUCUCCGCCUUCUCAUGGAAAAGAGAAAGGAUGACCCUACAAGACCACUAAUCUUCAUCUGCCAUGAUGUAGGCGGACUUAUUGUCAAGGAGGCGCUUGCCAAGGCUCACUUGGACAAGUCCGGCACCAUCAUCUCCAUCGAUCAUUUUACUCGACUCCUAGUCUUCUUCAACACUCCCCAUCACAACGUUGCCAAGUCUGUGCGCAACAUAGCCAGUGCUGCUGUCCGUCCCACUCCUCCCGACGUCUUGGAUAUGCUUGACAAGGCCUGCAACGAGCACGUAGCGCGUAUCGCGCCUCUUGAAGAGCGAGGACGCCUCUACCGCAGACGCCUAGUCAUCAAUUUCCAUGGAUGCAACUGGUACCGUGGAAAGCAACUUGUAAGCCCUUUCUUUGCCCCCUCCCUGGCCAAUAUUCAACAUCAGUCAGUCCAGCAGCUGACACGUAGAUUUGUUUCUACCUUCAAGCUGGUCGAGAAGGAGGAUACCAUGUGCAACGUCAGACACGAAUACUGGGAGAAGCAUUUUUCCAUUUACGGCGACCACACCUCUAUUUGCAGGUUUCCCGACAGCGAAGACGUCACUUGCGAAACUGUGCUGAAGACGAUUGGCCUCAAUACCUAUCUUGCUAUGCGUAUGUAUCCUGUUUCCGACAUUCUCAAUAGAGCGAGGUUCCGUUUCUAUGACGAACACCGUCGUACAUCUCGUCCCAUCUAA